AUGCACCGAUCCACAACUCGCACGGCGCGCGCUCGCACUCUCGCGGGCACGCUCACACUCAUACUUCCUCCCGCAUACGUGAGCCCUCCGGCGGCCACAGUCAUGCGCACGCGCACGCGCAUACUCAUGCGAAGGGUCAAGCCGCGCAUAUACCCACGACCAGUCGCACCCAAACACGUCCGACCGCGCAUCGCGAACACCGCCAUCGAAGGGAUGACCGUGAGCGCGAGCGCGAACGCGGGCGCACACUUCACCGAAACGAGCGACGGCCAAGUGUCUCCGAAGCUUCACAUGUGGCCACUCUGGGCGGAACGUCAACCCGAGAGCACACCGCCAGUCACUCGACGCGUCCAUCGCCUGCCCAUACAUCUCGCCAUCAUCGACAUCCGCCCCAGCCAAAAGCUCCUACGGCGCGUCCGACAGUACCUGCCCAUAAACACGCGUCUUCUCAGAACCAGGUGCCCGCUUCUCAGAGCCACGCCCGUGACCACCGAUCGCACGUCCACGCUCAUACGAAUCAACCCCCAAAUAGCCACGGGCACACCUAUCCCCCAGUGCACCAACAACACCAGCACCACGAAGCGCCCCAGCUCGGCGUAG
This is a messenger RNA of Peniophora sp. CBMAI 1063, 600 nucleotides long. NCBI's taxonomy places the organism in Eukaryota, Fungi, Basidiomycota, Agaricomycetes, Russulales, Peniophoraceae. The record is from the annotation of a GenBank genome assembly.